CGAUUGGCCAUUGGAAAAUGCCCGGAUGACUUCAUAUCCAUGUUUUUAGUGAAGAAGUGCUAUGGAGAAUGUUUCUAGGUCCUGAUGUUUAUUGACGAUUGCAUUUUUCCACAGGGAAAAGUGUACGUUGUUCCUUAUAACAUGGUUGGUAAAGACCUGGAUGAGUUAUACGUAGAAUUUGGGACACUGAGCCCCCACCAAAGAAUAGACAUACUAUGUGGAAUGCUUGAAAGGUGUUUAGGCCCCGAGCUUCGAUUUAUCGGCUCUGUGGUCGUCGAUUUGUGUAAAAAAGACUAUAUAUUUCUCAGAGAACAGGAAAAUAAAGCAAAUAAACCAGAAGAACUAGAAUCUUUAAAACAGAAUUCAGCAGAUAUAAGGAAUUUACAGCACGCAAUGGCGAUGAAUCUUGCUUUGCUUCAUACAGACAACACGCACUGUGCCAGUAUUGUUUUUGAUAUCUUGGAAAACAAUCUAAAACGAGCUUUCUCAGUAACGCCAUCAACCGAAAAAGACAGUGUUGAUGUAAUCCUGCUUGUGUUGACGAUGGCUAUGAGACACCCAGCAUUUUCAUUUCACCAAAGAACCAAAUUGUGUAAUUACUAUGUGUGUGUUAAACAGCAGCUGGAGAGUCUGUUGUGUAAGGUUGAUCAUGAAUCACGUCCAGAAAACCCAUCGGAGCCCAGAUGCAAGCAGGAAUCAGAUCAUAUAUGCAACCUGGAUGUGGUUAAGGCAGACAAGAGUCAUAGACAUGAAAGAAGGAGAGAGUAUAAAAUACAGGUAACAUGGCAAGACAAUAAAAAAACAGAGGUGCUUAAAACCUAUCAGGACUUCAAAGAAUUUCAUUCAAAGCUGGUGAAGCAGUUUCCAGAGGAAGCUAAUUUACCAAAACAGGACAGGAAGUUGCCAUUUUUCUCAGGAAGCCCAGGUACCGGUGUAUCUAAAGAGGAUGAGCAGACCAUAGCACAAUACACAAAACUUCUACUUCAAAUGCAAAAGACCAUCUUAAGUAGCGAACUGGUAGUCAAUUUUUUCAAAGGAGAUGGUGUUCCAAAGUCUCUGACAGCAAAGUCAUCUACCCCAGUGAAUAAUAGCCCCGUCUCAAGUGAAUCAGAUGAUGUGAUACUGUACCAACCUCCCCAAGUUCUCAACACACACAGUCAUAGCUCCCCGGAUGCAACACAGCCAAUGGAAACUUUGGCUCCAUACCCUAGUACUUACAUUAUCAAUCAGAGACCUCCCCCUGUGUCCCCCAGUCAUUCCCCCCAGCUUAUCAGCCGCUCCCCGCUGUCUGACAGUCGCUCAAAUUCCCCUGCGGAACAGGAAGUCACCAGUCUGAUGAAUAAAGUCAACCUCAGUCAGAACUGCAGUGAGAAACCUCCACCCAUAAAGAAUUGGAGCUGUGAAGAAAAUGAGUCUUUAUCAUUGACACCUGAGCAGGCAGCUAAAAUCCGAGCAGAUCUUGCAUUAAACAAAGAUAAAGUUAACAAUGGCUAUAUUGACCACAUAGUGGUGACCUCUGGUAGUCAGCAGAUACCUACGGUGUGGAAUCCAGCCAUGAUCCAGCCACCAUUCCAAGGGAUACCCCACCACCCCGUGCACGUCCUGACCCCCCAUCCCUAUGUCCUGCCCGCUAGUCAGACCUCCACCCGAGACAGCUCCCCCACAGGAUCCGACUACUCCAGCCCCCUACCCAGCCCGCUACUGAAAAAGAAGACCCUGACCACUAAAGAGACGGACAGCUCCUCAGAGGACAACGAGAAAGAGAAGAAUCAGAGACAUGGUUCUCCACAUGUUCGUAAACUUACCAAGACAGCAUCAGGAGAUGGCUAUUAUGACGGGUAUGAUGUGGGAGGACUGGCCACACUCACUGGAGGGGGGUACCAGUCAGAUCCCUCCCCUUCAGGAUAUUACCCUGUGAUAAACAUGGCUCCACGCACCCCCAAGGCACAGCCUGCACAUACAAGCAAAACGAUCCCACCGAAUAAUAUCAUUAGCAUGCCAUUGGACAGUCUUGUUUAUGGAAAAAGAGGCCAAGUAAUUCCACUAGGAAUGGCCCCUCCCAUUCCAAGAACAGAGGCCCCCACAAUAACUUCUACAUCAAAUGUUACCUCAGUAACUAGUAAUCUAGACAAUAUAGGGAAACCACGGAUCAGUGUUUAUUCAUAUCAACAACUUCGUCCUGUGGCUGCUCCCCGGACAUUCGUGUGCUCCGUGACUAAUUCCACCUCAGUGACCAUGUCCAACAGCAUCACCUCUCCGAUGGCAAUGAACGGCUUAAAGUCGCAGAUGACCCACUCCUACUCCGAAUCCUCCAUUAACAAUCCCCACGCCCUGGAACAAACCAUGCCCCCCUUGCCUACACAGCCCCAGAGCACUCCAACAUCCACCCCAAAUAUGCAGCUUCCACCCUCCUCCACUCACUCGACCUGCUCCAGUUGUGGGUGCCCGGGUCACUCAGGAAACCCCUCCUAUCCUUACGCUCACUUCAUCCCUAGUCACAUGUUCCACGGUCAGCAGCUGUGGCCGUUAUCAGCAGUUCCCAUGACACCGUCAUCAAAUGGACUUAUCUCCCCUCAUUUCAUUCCGCCGGCAUAUCACCACUUCCAGCACUUUCCCAAUCUGAACGGUCUGACCCCUCAGGAGUACCUGCUGAACAACCACCAUCAGAAUUACGUUCACAACCCAGGUCCCCCCCUGUCUGGCCCCACCAAUAAUGUGCCAGGACCAAUCCUUAACCCGGGCCUUCAGAGGAGUAACAGUAUUAAGGAGCGCAAGGAGAAACCUCGAGUUGUCACAUGCUACAACUGUGGAUCUCACGAUCAUGUGGGCAAUGACUGUAGUGAGGGCUCUAUGGAAUCUAUAUUAGGUCAUUAUCACUUGAAUUAUGAACCAAAAGAGUGACCAUCAGAUGUGAGUUGUGGAAACAAAUUUUAUCGCCAUUUCCGGAGGCAGCCUCUUAACACUGGGGAAAGCAAUAGCAUGGAGUAUAGCUUCAGUUAACGUUGUCAAGCCCUGUCACAGGCCAGGAUUUCUCUCUCUAUAGGAGAAAUGUGGUGAUGUUUACCUUAACAGCACCAGAGCAAUCAAUGAACAGUUCUAGCAUGCACGAUUGCUUUCUGACAAAUUUAUGAUUGGAAAAGUGUUGACAGUGUUCUAAAUAUAGAUUUUGUGUACGAAUAUAAUCUGUCUCAUCAGAGAUUGAGGGAGUGUUUGAAUGGCUUCCAGACAAAGACCAGGUUGACACUUGUGCACAUAAACUGAAAAGAAGAAUUGAGGCAAAUUUAAUUUUAUUUUGCAUAUUUUGCCUUUAAAUGAGUUAUUUUUGUGCCCUUGAGAAACAUCAGCUUCAGUUGAAAUAACAUUUUGUUUCCUUGGUAACGACCUAUUUGGUUGCAGAACUCUGAUUGGUUGUUUUAAUCUAAUAAAGUAUUUAUUUUCUGAGACACAAGUGAUAAAUUUCUGUUUCAUUGACAAUUCCCAUGCAGCUAUUUCAGAAAUUCCUGAUCUCAUUGGUUCCCAGCACUGAAGACUCUAAAUAACAAAGUGGACAUCCUUCUCAGUUAUAGAAAAGUGCUGAUUCAUCACAGAAUAUUUAUAUCAUCAGCUUAUUUUUAGAACAGAUAAAUAAUGUGGCUAUUUUUUGUGAAAUACACCUUUAACAAAUGUCGAAAAUGGAUGAAGAAACUGCACCUUUAAUAAGAAUCAAUGGAUUCACAACCUGUACAUAAAUAUGUGUCAUUUUAUUCAUAUCAAACAUUGUAUUAAACGGGGUUUUUAUUAUUGAAUAUUGUAUAAACAUAUUGAGACUUUCUACAUGAGUGUAACUUGUUUGUACCUUUUAAAUUUUGAUAGUCAUUCAUACCAUUUUGUGCUUCAGAUAGCAUUUACAGAAUAUUUUUAUGUUGGAUGGUAGUAUAUUUAUGUUUACGUGUCUGAGUACUGGAAGUAUUUAACUAUAAAGUUCUUAAAGAAAACAUGAAGCUUUUAUGAGUUGAGCAUUUGGCUUUUGUUGUAAUUUUGCAAUCUCUUUUCUUUUACUGUUGCAUUGUUUAUAUGCUGGGCUUUAUUUCA
Molecule: messenger RNA, 4071 nt
Organism: Saccostrea cuccullata (small rock oyster)
Lineage: Eukaryota; Metazoa; Mollusca; Bivalvia; Ostreida; Ostreidae
Product: zinc finger CCHC domain-containing protein 2-like
Exons: 14
Coding region: 85-2901 (938 amino acids)
Molecular function (GO): phosphatidylinositol binding; nucleic acid binding; zinc ion binding
Source: RefSeq, a predicted model, not a curated record